This is a messenger RNA of Trichoderma breve, 1236 nucleotides long. RefSeq lists its product as uncharacterized. The record is from RefSeq and is a predicted model, not a curated record. The coding region runs from base 1 to 1236 and encodes 411 amino acids. The transcript has a single exon. NCBI's taxonomy places the organism in Eukaryota, Fungi, Ascomycota, Sordariomycetes, Hypocreales, Hypocreaceae.
AUGGAAUUUAACCCUAUUGUUGCUCUCUCUGGCACAUUUACCACUGGUAAACAAGCUCUUCUUCGGAAAAAGCUCAAUGCAAUUGGCAUUAAUGCAUAUACCACCGAAGCCAUUAAGAAAGGCAAAAAAACGAAUUGGAACGUCCUUUUAGCCGGCGACAAAACCUUUGAUGAGACAACAGAACUGGUAUUAAAGGCCAAAGAACGGAAAGUGCCAAUCUUAAAUACAAAAUGGGCAAAUGAGUCCCUUAAAUCCGAAGGUCCAGUUAUUAUCAAGCCUGAACAUCUAUGGGACAAAAAAUAUAAUCCAACAGAGAUUGGUACUAAAAAAAGAGACCCAAAGAAGGGCGACCCAAAGAAAAAUAACAAAAAGAAGGGUAAACAAACGGAUGAUGAGGAUAUGCCUGAUGGUGAUGGUAAUGGCAGCGAAGAGGAGGAGGAGGAGGAGGAGGAGGAGGAGGAGGAGGAGGAGGAGGAACCAGUGGGGGGGAUAAAGGAAGAAGUGGUUGAAGAACCCUUCCAAAUAGAUAUGAAAAAGGCAGAUGUCGACGAAGAGAGGAAUGCUUGGUAUAAUGAGGUAAAAAAAGGCCCAUGGACGAUCGAUCUUGGUGUGCAUCCUGCAGAUGUAUUCAACAACGUACCCGACAACAAGAAAAGGCGAAACUAUACGAUGUGGAUUGAGUGCGUAUACAACGGCUACAUGAUAGUCACGGAUCCUAAGACGGAGGUCUUCGUAGAAGUUCCACAUUUCAGAGAUGCAUAUCUGCUUUCCGCAAACAUGCAGGGGGACAGAAGGAGCUUGUAUGCGGCCGCGCUGGGUCAUUCAAUGACCAAACAGGAUAAUACUACAUUCACAUGCCAAUUGAAUGAGUUUGACCUUUGGCAAAUCGCAUACAAUGGCAGGAUUUGUCUAAUUAUGGGAAGGGUACCACGAACAGAGGAAGAUGAGGAAGAUGAGGAAGAUGGGGAAGAUGGCGGUGGUAGAGGCAGUCUAGGCCUGUGGACUCGUUCAGAUUUACAGAAGAAAUUUGGAACGAAAGAGACAGAUGAAUGGAUUAAUCGUGCAUUCUUGGGAUUAGGCCAUGGAGAUCCUGAUGAAGACGCAAACCAUUAUCUGACAAAUGGAGUAUUGAAAAAAUGGAAGAAAUCACGUGUUGCGGCAACGAAUACUCCAGAAAUGAGGACGAGAUAUCAGAAGCGAGGAAAAAUUGCCAAGCCGGAGCCAGCUCCUAAAUAA